This is a messenger RNA of Cetraspora pellucida, 1635 nucleotides long. The record is from the annotation of a GenBank genome assembly. Lineage: Eukaryota; Fungi; Glomeromycota; Glomeromycetes; Diversisporales; Gigasporaceae.
AUGAAAAAAGUGCCCUCAACCAAAGCAGCAGCCGUUAAAGAGCAGAAUGUAAGAUGGAUGCUUAAUUCUCCCGAUUCGAGCCCACUUGCUUUUUUUAGAUUUUCUUUUCCUAUGCAUCGAGCUCGGGCUUUUGAAGUUUACAGUAAAGUCCUAGAAUCUGCCUUAGAUCAAUGCCAAGAUGAGAAUGUUAAAAGAAGAUUAUUAAGAACGAAAGGAAAAUUUAAUGCAGAAAUUCUUCAAAGAGACUGGGAGUUGUGGUUAGAAGAGAGGAAGGCGAUUUUAGUUAGCCGUUCGAUCCAAAACACAAAUAUAGCUGUGCAAAAUAGGUUUAAUGCCCGUGUAGAAAACCAGGGCACAUUGUCAACAACGCCAACAAUCGUCAAUGAUUCUGCAAUCGAUAUAGGCGACAGUGAUGAAGAUGAUGUAGAAAAUUUGGAAGACAAAAGAGAGUUAUUAAUGAGUUCGAUAGUGAAUUCUCCUAUAACAACUGAUGCCAAUGAAGACGUUCUGGAAUCGCUCGCAUUUUUAUUUGAGUCUUCCCAAGAUGAUCUUAUUUCAUCUAUUGCAGAAGAAAGCCUUGACAGAGAGGAGACGGAUAAUAAACUUGUGUUAUCAAGUCAAUUAGAUGUGUUUGCGCACUUUCGUAACUUACGCUUUAAGAUCUCGUCGAAAAACAAGAUUUUGAAUCCAGCCUAUUAUGGAAUCAUCGAUUUAACCGGUCAGCAUAUUGAGACCAAGACAUCGUUUGAUAUUGAAGACUGGGAAGAGCUUCGGAAUUUAUUUGGCAUAAUUGUCCAAUGGCAAUCUAUUCGGACGCCUGAACAUUUUGCUAAAUAUUUUGAUGAAAAUUUUACGUUGCCUCCUAAUCCGGAGGAUGAGUUAAAAACCUUCCACACAGCGGUUGAAUUUCUGCGGACAGGCUACCCUAUCCAAAACACAAUGUCUGAGCAACACGUGGUGCAUGCAUUAUAUUACCCCUUAAUUAAUACAGUUCUCUAUAAUGAUACCAUAUCAUUAUUGGAUUGGGGGGAAGUUGUUUCGUGCUCAAACUCUGAUGCAAAAAACGACAAUAUUAGUCCCGAGAAGAAAGCAAAGACUGGUUACAAGGUUGAUCUCAAAAUAACUUUGAAAAUUCCAAAUUAUAAGUUGCAGGUUGUACAUGGUGAAGUGUCAGGGGGGAUCAAGAAUGGAAAGGCGGAAGCCUGUAAGCGCAAACAAUGGCUUGAUAAACUCAAACUCAUGAUUAUGUUGCGAGAUGAACUAAAUCAGAUAAUUAAGGCCUACGGCCGAUCAAGUGCUGAGUUCUUAUAUUUUAUUGUGUACGGAAUUCAAGUGAUUGGUUUUCAUUUAAAUGUUUAUGCAAUGAUAUGGUGCAGUGGAGGGGUCUACCUUUUUGGUUUAAUUGACAAGUGCUUAAUACCAAGCAAUUUAGAAACAUUUUAUUCGUUAGAGGAAGUAUACGUGAUUCUCAAGACCCUGCAAAUGAAAGUUACCGAAGCUUCAAGUGCAUUAAUCGUCAUUGAACAGAAACAUGCAAAAAAAAGACGGCGGCCUGCUGUUAAUGACCAUCAAGACUUUGAGAAUGAUCUUGUAAUCACUCAAGCAGCAAAACAUCGGAGGAUUUCAUUACCUUAA